Molecule: messenger RNA, 2879 nt
Organism: Corvus hawaiiensis (hawaiian crow)
Lineage: Eukaryota; Metazoa; Chordata; Aves; Passeriformes; Corvidae
Product: serine/threonine-protein kinase PAK 3-like
Exons: 12
Coding region: 1028-2398 (456 amino acids)
Biological process (GO): regulation of MAPK cascade; intracellular signal transduction; regulation of axonogenesis
Cellular component (GO): cytoplasm
Molecular function (GO): ATP binding; protein serine/threonine kinase activity
Source: RefSeq, a predicted model, not a curated record
CCUGGCGCUCACGGGGCAUCGAAGAGCCAAGGAGGGCUGAAACGGCACGUCCCCCAAACGCUUCCCUCUCUGGUCCUUUUGGGGCACUUAACGCGCUCUGCUCAAGGGAGUCCGAGGGCCUACACUCGGCUUUCCCUGCUAAGGUGUCAUUCUUCCUUCUGUAAGCUCCACAACUGGCUGGUUGAUGUGAGCUGUCUAGGAGAUGGGGAAAACGAGACGCUUUCAAAUUGGGGGAAUUAUCCUGGUAAAUUACUGCAGUUUUUCAGCAACAGAAUUUCAAGGUGCAGCUGGGCCUUUCAGCCAUUGCAUCGAUUUUCAAAUGCCACCCGCAGCAUGCGAAGUGUGAAGAGCCCAGUGUGAAGCUCCUCAAAGACACUGCAGCACUUGUCCACCAGCAGACAGGACGUGUCUGUGCUGAGUCACCAGAAAAGCAAGCUAAGCCCGGAGCCGUUAUUGCACGGGCAAGCAGAGUUGGUUUCCAGAGGAGCUGCAUGCACUCGUUUCCCUCUCCCACUCAGUACUUUCUCUCCUCUUUCGAGCUGGCUCCUGGCUUUAACUGGAGCUUUUGACAGAGAAGGGAAUGACUGCAUCUCAUUUUCAUUGGGAUGUGGCCGUCCAAAUGUCUGCAAGGAAUCUUACAGGGAGCACGGAGCCUGGGCAAACAUCUGUGAGGCUGCAGCUUUUGACUGUUUGAAACAGGCCUUCUUUGGGCUCGGCACCUGCAGGCCACCGCACAGCGGUAGCCGGAAGGCUGCUGCCAGAGCUGCAACACAACAAAAGCGUGGCAGCCCAAGAAUCCGCGCGCAGCUCUUCUGCACGUUGUCCAACGUUAAGGUGCCAAAGAAAGAGCAAGCAGGAAGAGAGGAGCUUUGUGUCAGGAGACAAGCCAACAUCUCCCUGUCAGAAAGGGAGGUCAGGCUCCAAACUGAGUCAGAGCAAAGGUCAGCAUGCACCUACGUGCUCAAGAAGCAACUGCGCACUGCAAUACUCCUGGAAACUGAUUUCCUUGGCUUCUUUUGUCCCCUAAAUGUCAUCAAAGCAGUUAGGGCUUUCAGAAGCAACAAAGAUGCCAGCAGGAACAAGCACACUUGCUUUUAGUCAAAGCCUUGGGGAGGAAAAGUCACGUUUGCUUGGAUUUCUUGGGGCCCUGCUGGAUCGGUGCAUUUUCGGAGUUACCCCGGGAUGCCUUGAGCACUGGCUUAUGGACGGUCACCUCACACGCGGAUGGAGACACGCCCGUCCUUUGGGCUCACCAGCAGGGUCAGCACCUCCUCUGGCUCCCUCUCUUGCUGAGGAAGAGGCUGAAGAGGAGCCAAAUGACAAGAAGCCUCCAUCUGUUGUCCAUCCACAGCCUGAACGUGCAGAGCCACUCUCUCUUGACGCGCGCUCUGCCGUUCAACGUGCCGCUGCACCGGCGCGGUCUGCAGCAGCCAGCACUCCCCCACAUGCCAGCACUUCGUCCAGCAGCCCAGCCCAGCAGCUGGAGAUGAGAGAGGAGCAGAGCCUGAGGAGACUGAGGAGCAUUGUGAGUCUGGGCGAGCCGAGGAGGAAAUACUCGGCGUUUGAAGAACUCGGACGAGGGGGUUUUGGAGCUGUUUAUAAAGCCCUCGACGCCAGCACAGGACAACAGGUGGCCAUCAAGAAAAUGGCGCUUCAAGAGGAGAUGUCCGAGGAGCUGGCUGUCAAUGAAAUCGUGGUCAUGAGGGACAGUAGGAACCCCAAUAUUGUUACCUACUUAGACAGCUACCUGGUCGACGGGGAGCUCUGGCUGGCGAUGGAGUUCAUGGACGGCGGCACGUUGUAUGAUGUACUCGGGGCAGUGUACCUCGAGGAAGGACAGAUAGGCGCUGUCUGUCGGGAGUGCCUGCAAGGACUGCAUUUCCUUCAUUCCCGCCGAGUCAUCCACAGAGACGUCAAAAGCUGCAACAUUCUUGUGAGCAUGGACGGAUCUGUGAAAUUGGCUGACUUUGGCCUCUGUGCUCAGCUCACCCCUGAGCGCGACAAGUGCAGCUCCAGCGUCGGCACUCCCAGCUGGAUGGCGCCGGAAGUCGUGAGAGGAGAAGCCUACGGCCCCAAAGUGGACAUCUGGUCACUGGGGAUCGUGGGGCUGGAAAUGGUGGAAGGGGAAGCUCCUUACCAGAGGGAACCCCGUCUCAGGGUUUUAGAACUGAUAGAAAGGAACGGGGCCCCAAAACUGCAAAACCCCAGGCAGCACUCGGCUCUCCUGCGCGACUUUCUCCGCUGCUGCCUGCAGACAGAUGAGGACAGGCGCUGGUCUGCCCAGGAACUCCUGAAGCAUCCUUUUGUGACCUCAGGCGAUCCUGCCUCCAGCCUGGCUGCUCUGAUCAUCUCAGCCAAGCAAGUGCAGGAAGACUGGAGAGGAGACGCUUGCGCCUGAGGAGGCCUUGCUGCCCCGCCAGCUCAGAGGAGCGACGAGGGGAUGUACCGUGUUUAGGAGAAGAUUCGGCGGCCAUCCCCUGAGUUUUAGAAUGAGCUGUUCCGUAGUUAGGAAGUUUAUAGUUUUGAGAUUUUCUUAGCUUAGCUGGUUUCAGUUAGGACUCUAGACCCCAGAAAGCUUCAUUAAUGGAGCAUUGUUUAGCUAAGAGUAGAGUAUUGCUGAUGUAGGGGAGCUGAGAAUUAUCCUUGAGGUAGAAAUGGACGAAUCGCCAUACUGAUGAUUAAGCUAUGAAAGAAAAAGCUGGGACUCAGCAGAACUGGACCAGGCAUGAGCUGUCAGCCUGAACAGGUCACCAGGAGGACAGAAUGAUGAAGAUGAAGACGAAGACGAAGAUGAAGAUGAAGAUGAAGAAGUAGCUGGAAGACCCUUGGUUUCAGCCCUUGGUUUCAGCAGGACUGGCAAUAAAAAACUGUAAAACCUC